CCAUCCUCUCACCGUUUCGCCGCUACCAUCCAGUGACGGCUCCAGCGUCGGCGCUCCCUCUUCCCUCUUCUUCGAUCUCCCAUCCUCUUUGAACACAUCCGCCGCCUGCCUCCAGCCCAGGAGUGAACGAGAGGUCAGGCAAGGAAGCACACCGGAGAAGGACCCCGAAUCCUCCAUGGACAUCGAUGAUGCGCCCGCGCAACCGCGAAACAAGCUUCCCGACCACCUCGAGCUCCAGCGCACCCGUGUUGUCUGCAAGGCCGAUGCCCCCACUCAUACUGAAGGGUUUCAAUACUCGGGUGCUUUUGCUGCUAUGGGAGUUGAUAAUAGUGUAUCAGUGGAGAAGUUCUGCAGUGACUUCAAAAUCAAGAUUAAUCGACUUACAGAGGAUGAUAUGGAGUUUGAUAUGAUUGGUGUUGAUGCAUCCAUAGCAAAUGCUUUCCGCAGAAUCCUCAUUGCAGAGGUUCCUACAAUGGCUAUUGAGAAAGUCUUGAUGGUUGACAACACCUCAGUUAUAGCAGAUGAGGUCCUUUCGCAUCGACUAGGCCUUAUUCCACUUGAUGCAGAUCCAAGGCUUUUUGACUAUAUCUCCAAUGAUACGCCAAGUGAGAGGAAUACUAUUGUAUACAAACUGCAUGUUUCAUGUGCAAAGGGUUCCCAACGUCUUACAGUGAAGUCUGGUCAAUUGGAGUGGUUGCCAGAAGGUAGCCAGUUGACUAUUGCAUCUCCUGCGCAGCCUGGGGAAAAACCGAAGACCUAUACAUCCUUUGGUCAAAGCCAAAAAAAGGCGUCUGAAAGACCUCUCGGUGUGAAGUAUGAAGAUAUAACGAUUGCAAGGCUUGGACCAGGACAGGCUAUUGAGCUUGAGGCACAUGCUGUUAAGGGAGUGGGGAAAAUUCAUGCGAAGUGGUCUCCAGUUGCUACAGCCUGGUACAGGAUGCUCCCUGAGGUUGUUCUUCUCAAAGAAUUUACAGAUGGCGAUGCUGAGCAGCUAGUGAAAAAAUGCCCAGUUAAUGUUUUUGACAUUGAAGAACUAGGAAAUGGUAAGAAGAGAGCAGUUGUUGCAAAACCAAGAGCAUGCACCCUUUGUAGGGAAUGCGUUAAAGUAAAAGUAGAACCUCAAAUAGAGCUACGCCGUGUUAGAGACCACUUCAUUUUUACAAUCGAGUCCACGGGAGCUCUUCCCCCAGAAGUGCUCUUCACAGAAGCCGUGAAGAUCCUUGAGGAGAAGUGCGAGCGUGUGAUAUCUGAGCUUUCCUGAUUCUGAUACAAAGUUUUGAGUACUCCAUUCUGCUGUGCCCGGAAGCUUUAUCUUGGAUUAUGGUUAUUGUAGAACUUACGUAUUCCAUACUCUGGAGCCACAUUCAGCAAUCAUCUAACUAGAAUAGAAGUAAAACAACAAGCUAAUUAGUGAGCUGGAAUAUGUAUGGUGUUUUUUGGAUGGGGGUAUGGAAAUUUUUGUGCACUAAAUCAUACAUUAAUGAUUUGAAUCCCUAUAAUCUAUAUCCAAACAGGUAUGCACGGAAACAAUACAUGACCUUUUUCCCCUAGAA
Molecule: messenger RNA, 1553 nt
Organism: Lolium rigidum
Lineage: Eukaryota; Viridiplantae; Streptophyta; Magnoliopsida; Poales; Poaceae
Product: DNA-directed RNA polymerases I and III subunit rpac1-like
Exons: 10
Coding region: 176-1261 (361 amino acids)
Biological process (GO): DNA-templated transcription
Cellular component (GO): RNA polymerase I complex; RNA polymerase III complex
Molecular function (GO): protein dimerization activity; DNA binding
Source: RefSeq, a predicted model, not a curated record